Molecule: messenger RNA, 2628 nt
Organism: Rotaria sordida
Lineage: Eukaryota; Metazoa; Rotifera; Eurotatoria; Philodinida; Philodinidae
Source: the annotation of a GenBank genome assembly
AUGAGUAAAACAAAUAUUAAUCAACACGAAACAAUAUUUUCUUGUUUUGUACGUGCUGGUACAUCGACACUUGCUCUUAAUUGUACUAAUAAUCGAUUGAUAGCAGCUGGACAACAAAAUUUUCAAUUAUUUUCUAUUGAAUCAAUUGAUAAUAUUGAACAAUUUAAAGAAAUUCAUGAUUUUCGUAAUGCACCACGACAACCAGCUAUAUCACGUUAUGCAUUUCAACCGAAAGACGUUAGUUGGAAUCCAAAUGAUGAAAAUUGUUUUGCUACAGUAAGUGGUACAAGUGGAUAUUUAUAUAUUUGGGAUGCAACACGAUUAAUUACUAUUGAUCAAUUAAAUAUUCAUAAUACAAUUAUUAAUCGUCUUCAAUUUCAUCCAAAACAUCCAAAUCUAUUAUUAACUGCAUCUCAAGAUGGAUAUGCAAAGUUAAUUGAUUUUCGAAUAAAUAAUGUUGAUAAAGUUAUAACAUCAUUUCGACAUUCAAGUAAAGAAGGAUUUCGUGAUAUUGAUAUCAAUAUAUCAAAUACACAUAAAUUUGCUUCUGUAAUAAAUGAUCAAUAUAGUGUACCAAUUUGGGAUAUUCGACAACCUACACAACCUGAUUUUUCUAUUGUUACACGAGAUAAAGUUUUAUGUAUUGCAUGGAAUCCUCAUGAACAUUUUUGGCUUGCUACAGGUGGUAUUGGUGGUCAUGAUCGGACAAUACGUAUUUGGGAUGGAAAAGGUAAUGAUAGUCGACAAGAACCAUUAUUUACGGUAUAUACAUUUGGUCAAGUGACUAAGCUUAGUUGGCGUCCAACAUGUCGCUAUCAUAUUGCAUGUUUUACACGUACAGCUGAUCCACGUAUUCAUGUAUGGGAUAUUCGACGACCUUAUUUACCACAAGCAUCAUUUUGUCAUCAUCGAAAUGAUAUUGAAGAUUUUCUAUGGCGACCUAAUUCUGAUAAUAUAAUAUCAGUUGGUCGUGAUGAACGUCUUAUUCAUGCUCAUAUAUCAAGUGCAGUUCAAAGUGAACAAAUUGUUUCAAUUUUUUCUUUAAAUGUUACAUCAAAAGGUUCUAUAUAUAUUUCAAUGCCAAAUAUUGAUAAUGAUUAUGUACGUUCAUUAUAUAAUGAACAACAUAUUCCAUUAUCAUCAUCAAAUCUACGAAUAUUAUAUUCUCAAGAAACAUUAUCAACAUUUUUAAAAUGGGAUAAAAUUAUUAAAGGAGAAAGUAUUCUUGGUAUCUAUUCAAAUACUUUACAUGAUAAUUCAAUUCAAUUAUUUCAUCAAUUUGCUCGACGAUGGAUAUUUGGUAAUGGUGAUAAAUCAUUAAUAGCAUUAGCAAAUAUUUGUGAUAUUAAUAGUACAGUUUCUGAAGAUUUAAAUCGACCAGAUUUAAAAGCAACAUGGCAAGUUAUUAAAAUGUUAUAUGUUGAUUAUGAUGCUUUACAAAAUUAUCGAACAUAUUCAUCAAAAACUUCACAAUCAAUAACUAUUAGUCAUCAUAUUAGUGAUUCCAUAAGUAAUCAUCGUUAUCAUUAUCAUCAACCUGGAAGAAAAUUAACCAUUAUUGAUAAACAACGACAAGAUAAUAGAUCAUAUGAUGAAUUAACUGAUGAAAAAAGAAUUCAAUUACAAGAACAAAGAAUUUUAACUAAUUCCAAAUUAGAAAUGAUUGACGAUACAGAGACAUACAUUGUUCGAGAUGUGCUCACGGAUGAUAUCAUCUUUAUCACACCUGAGGAUGUAUUAAAUUAUGGUAAUACUAAUGAUAUGUCAUACGAUAAUGAUAUCGAUCUUGGAUUAAGACGAGAUUCAUUAUCUAUACCACUCAUAUUCAAUGAACCAUUACCAUUAACAAAUACAGAUGGAGAUUGUAAUAAGUUUUCAUUGAAUCGUAUAACUCGUCAAUUGACUGAAGUAAUCAUACUUGAUGAUGAUGAUGAAAUGAGACAUGAAAAUGAAUAUGAUAGUACUACUGGUAACAUGCAAACAUCUAUACAUUCAACUAUACCUGAUGAUUCCGAAAAUUUUUUUACAAUUGAUGAAAGUUAUUGUCCUACAAUACAAAAACAUUCAUUAAAUUUUGAUGAUGUUAUUCGACAAACACUUUGGUAUUAUAUAGAAAAUAAUGAACUUCAAGUAGCCGUUCAUCUUCUCUUAGCAUUGUAUCCACAACUAAAUGAACGUAAACGUAUUGAAUUAUUCAAUGGAGCACAUUUACAAUGGCUUGUUAUGUAUAUUGAAUUAUUACAAAAAAUGCGUUUAUUUGUGAAAGCUAAACAAGUAACAAAACAUUGUAUAGAAAAUGAAGGAAUUCCUCUUAGUUAUAAUCCAAGUGAAUUUGAUGGAAGUAUUAUUUUUGCUGUACAAACUCCAACAUUGAAACGUUUUUCAGCAAUUACUUCUCCUACAAUAUCUUCUACUAGCAAAAAUUCUCCGUCUAUAGUUAAAGAAUUUAUGUGUUCUAUUUGUCGAAUACCAUGUCGUGGCCUAUUUUCAUUUUGUGGUGUUUGUUCUCAUGGUGGUCAUAUUGAUCAUAUUCAAACAUGGUUUAAAAUACAUGAUGAAUGUCCAUAUGGUUGUGGUCAUCAAUGUCAAUAUUUUGAUAAUCAAAAUUGUCGUAGUUUUGUACCUUAA